AUAAGGCGGAAAUUCAAGUUCGUUGUUAUGACAUCCACCUGGUUACUAUGUCGUUUAACUAGAACGAUGUACAAUGUAUAAACACAAGUCGUAGCUCUUUUUGUAAGAGACUGCUCUGAUAACUUAUUCAAAAGGCUGAGUUGUGAGGGAUAAAGUGUAUUGAUGGGCCCACUUUAAGUUUAGUGCUUGUGAAAGGGUGAUCAACACUUCUAAUUCAGUAUAUUCAUUGUUUCCAUAACCUUUUGAGAGUCUAUUGAGUUUAACAUCGAACAUGAGGACUAAAUUCAAAGCUUUUGGAUUUCAGAAUGGGUUGAUUUUAGGACUUUCACUUACUACGCAGUACUGCGUAGUAAAUGAAAGUAGGAAGAUACGUAUCUUCGUACAUACUCUGAAAUAGUGUAUUCUGUAAUUAUGAACUGAAAGUACAAUGAUUUCCACUUCAUUCCGAUAAUUUGAAGAUUUGUAUUUUAUAGACACUUCUUGUUUGAAACUUCAGACCUUUCUGGACAGGAAUAUCGAAUUACUUUUUCGUCUAGAACUGUGUUCGGGCUUUAAGAUGGUCUUUAUAGUUACUGAGUCGUAAUUUUCUUUUUAUUUCCCCUGAAAAUGGAAGGAAAGAGCAUUAGUUUAUACGUAAUUUACUCACUGUAGUGGGUGUGGCGAUUAAGAAAUAACACCUAGGGUAGAAUCCCACAGAAUCUACAGAACUGAAGUAAACGCCGAGUCUUCUUUUAAAGAAUUUAACAAAACGUGCAACCACUAUCGCUUCCUGUACGAAACUAACUUUUCAGAACCAUAAAUUUUCCUCUAAGCCUUUUGGUGUUCUGUCUUGUAAGGAUCACCUAAAUGUAGUUUAGUACUGAAUUGUGUGAGCUAUCUCUUGGAGUGAAUAGGACCAUGCGAAACUUGAUACGUCAUGACAGUAUGCAUUGUUAGUUGUAGGAUGACGAUGAAAACAGGCACACAGAUCAUCAUACAGUAUGAUGAUGACGUCUUUUUCUGUGGUGGAAAGUACAGUACUAAAUUCAACCAGGAAGUUCGAAGUGGUUGUAUUAGUGCUGUUCUCUAUUACCAUUCCACAUCUAUCGGCGUUCAGAGAGAGUAAUUUUCCGACAGUAUAGCCACAUUUAAUUCGAAUUUUGGAAAUUCGAGAAAUCAGAAGGACCUUUUUUCUUCUUUCACAUCUUAAGAUUAUCUGGAUUAUGGGAGUGUUUGAGAAUCUAAGGUACGUCGUGGGUGGUGGAAGGAUGGAGCCUUGUGAUACUCCUUUUGUCAGCCGGAAAAAAAGAAGUGAACUCCAACGACUUGUAGUAUGUGAUUUAUCAGGUGAAAUGUCCUUGACAUACCUUCAUUCAGCUUAUGAUGAAUUGUGCAAAACCUCUGAAAGACCUAGAAGUCUUCGACACGACGUUUUUGCAGUUAGCCAUAUUUCUUGGGAAAUCGUCAGUUACAAAUCCUAAAUAAUUAGUCUUGGAAAGAGGCGUUUUGUUUAUUGCAUAGUGAUAUGGAUUAAAUUAACAAUUCAGGAGUAUGACACUCCACUUAUCAUUUACUACUAACGACGAUGGGUUUUCCACUCAAUCAGAGAAUUCAAGUAUCCCUGUAACCCUAUCUUAAGUUUGUUGUCGUUUAUGCUCUACGAAAAUGUUUAUGUCAUAACCAAACUAUAGGAUAGAUGAUUUGGUAAACCAGAUUCAUAUAACAAAUAUAAAUUAGAGAACGUAACCAUUGGUGGUGUGGUCGAACAUGAUGAAUUCCACAAACUACUUAUAACUGUGUUUGACAUAGUUAUGGCGACAAUUUAGUGGAGGAAUACUUAAAGUCUUCGGUUUUGUUAAGCGCAAUCAGGAUAAUGAAAUUUUAGGUAAAGUUAUUACAGGAUGGAUCGGCGUUACUGUCAUACCACUUACUGCCCCAAGUAUGAUAGGAUAUCUGAUUACACAUUUAAGCAAAGCGAUGCUUGAAGCAUGUUGCUAACAAACUGCCAGAUAAAUCAAAAUGUGUCUAUAGUUAAACGUAUGGCAAAUUACUUACCUAAAUUUUGAAGAUAAAGUCGCGCGUAUAUUUGAAGCAUAAUUUGAGAGAUUAUUGAUUGGCAAGUGCAAGGUAGGUAACCUAAUCCAUCUAGUGAGCUUAUGUAGUUCUAACUAGUAAAUUAGCCUGAUACAGUAUUAUGCACACGAAAUAACCAUAUAUCAAGAUGCGUUUAACUGGGGAAAAUUGAGUUACCAAAACUUAACAUGACAUAGGUUUGUAGAUGUGUUAAUUGUUUAGAGUAAGAACUCGUUAUGGCAAGAAUCACAGGUUAGAAAUCCUAGAUGAUAUAGCUUGCAGUCGAUAACGAAGGCUCAGAAUAUAUUAGAUCUUUCAAGUCUUAAAGAUUGUGCAUCGUGUUACACAACUUCCCACAACUAUGAUUACAAACUCAAAGCAUUCUUGCUGUAUUAGCUGUGAGACAUCUUUCAUAUAAUUUCUCGAACACUGAAAGUCUAAGAAACUAUUCUUUUUAACAAAAUAAAUUAAUUCUCUACCACUUUAAGUCGUAUGGACUUUUAUUACAUACAAAGUACACAUAUGUAUCUUGCCAGUUAAUAUGAUAGAUAUACGUUUUUAAAAAAAUAGACGUACCAGAUUGUUAAUUUACAAUUUAAAUCUUACCCUCUUCUAUAAUUAGUACGUCAGAUCUUGCAUGUAUACUAUUCUAGACCAGCAGUUGAAAAUUGGCUAAAUAUUAGUCAAGUUAUCUCUUUUCUUCUUUUUUGUCAAUUCUAUUUGGGAUUUUCAUCAAAUGCCUUGAAAUCAAGCUAUUAGUCGAAUUCGCUUGUUAGUUAUUCAUAUUCUAAAACUUACUUCAUCUCAUUGAAAAAAGACUUUGAUUUUAGUGACAGAACAUUAUAACUGAUCAAUCCAUUUUGUCUUUAAAAGGGAAAGACGAUAAUCAGAGUACUUGGAACCAUGCUUUUAUAUGUAUUGAAAAUAACUUUAUAAAUUAUGAGUCAAAGUUUAUUAGAAAAGUUUAUGAAUAACUAUGAGUUGAAAUUAAAAGAGAUAUAUAGAAACUGCGAUACAUAUCGCCUUAGUGAGUAUAAUGCAGCAGUGAAAAUUCAAGCAUGGUUUCGUGGCAUUCGAAUACGGUGCUAUUUAAAACUUCUUGAAAAAUGUACAAUCAUCAUCCAAAAAACUUGGAGAGGUUAUAUAGGUCGUAAACAAUAUCGUCUUAUAUUAUCUAAAACUGUCAUAGAAUAUCGACGUAAUAAAUUUAGUCAAGCUGCAGCAAAAAUUCAAAGUGCAUGGAAAGGUUAUUUAACACGAAAAUAUAUAUUCAAUUUUUAUUCACGUAAAGUUUAUCUAUCUGCAUUAAUUGAUAUAGGAGAAUUUGUCAAAAAUCAGUUAUCCGACUAUGAAAAAGAAAUGAAAUAUAUAGAAUGUAAAGAAAGACAAGAAAAGGAACGGAAAAGAAUAAUUAAUUGGGCGAAAUCACAUCAUUUUCUGGUUUCAACAUGUUGUCAACCAGGAAUAUAUAAAAAUCCAGUAGAUCAAGCAUUAAUCGAUAAAGAAAAACUUCUAUUAUCAGUAGUAGAUCAUCAUGAAUCUAUUAAAAUUAAGAAAAAACAAAAAAAAAUUUUACUGACAAAACAUCCUAUUGAAUUAUCAUCAUAUCAAUUGCCAAAAAUUAAAGGUCCAUUUAAAAAUUCAAAUGAAAUAAAAAAAUGGUUAAAUACACCAAUAAAUUUAUCAUUACGUGUAUUAACUGAUUAUUAUUCAUUAGAAAAAGCUAAACAAAAUUGGAAAUCACAAGAAUGGUGUAAUAGAUUACAUGAUAAUAAUUUCUACACUGGUCAUCCACCAUCAAUACCAUAUGAACGUUCAUUAUGGACAACAUCUGUAUACGGUUCAAUAUCAUAUGGUACAAAACAUUUCCGUGCUUCAGAAGAUGAAAAUAAUUCAACAAUGCAUAAACAACCAAAAUUUCGUAAUAUAUUACCACCAAUUCCAUUAUUUGAUAAAUUUAAUAAAGAGUAUAUACCAGGUUAUGCAACAGGAUGAUGUGUAGCAACAGUUUUGAUAUGAAUUAAUCAAAUGAAGUUUUCUUUUAAAAAAAAAUAAUAAUAAAAUGUUUGGAAUUCCAAAUAUCUUUUUCAAUAUCUCAAUUAGGAACUGUAAUCAAAGUGAUCUUGUUUUGAUGUACAAUUCAUUAAAACUACUCAAUGAAAGCUUAUUGUGUUAUGAUAAAGUCAAAAUAUUUUAAAAAUAGGGUUGGUUGUCUACCCCUACAUCUCAUGUUUUAUAUGAUAAUUGGCUUAUAUUCUGCAGUUGCUAUGUUUUAUGAUUUGUAUUUAUAUGAAUUGUAGAGAUUUUGUAGACCUUUAAUCCAAAAAUAUUUAUAAAGACCUAAAACAAAUUUCAAUCCCGAAAAAGUUGUUCAUAUAGAUUAGGAUUAUCUGUUUACUGGUUUCUGUGUAUGACUUUGUACUUCGUGGAAAGUUUUAUACUUUUAUAUAUACAUUAUUUUUAGAAUUAUCACUGUGAUACUUUAUUUGUAUUGGUUAUUUGAAUCUUCUCAUUGAUGAUUAAGAAUGUAAUUGAUUUGUUCUAGGGUCUACGUCAACUUUGGGAUACAGAUUCAUCCGGUUAACUAGUAUAAAAUAGAAAGAAACAUUCGUUCUGAACUCCACUGCUAGCCACCAUCCAUUUCUGCUUAUAUGACUAUGAUAGUUUAAAUUGCCCUCGAAUUCCCUGGUGGGACCGAGAGUGGAGAGAGUCCGUUCUCCCUCUCGCAAUGCUCUCGUAUGAUCACGCGUAUAUAGCCUCUGCCAGCGAAGUCAUACUCACUGCCUUCUCG
This is a messenger RNA of Schistosoma rodhaini, 4843 nucleotides long. The record is from the annotation of a GenBank genome assembly. Lineage: Eukaryota; Metazoa; Platyhelminthes; Trematoda; Strigeidida; Schistosomatidae.